GCUACAGACGAAGACUCAGGAAAAAACGGAGUCGUCACAUUCGACAUCCUGCAAGCGAAUUUUGUCUCCAAUGAUGGGGUCAAGACCCCUGUUCAGGUCUUUGAGGUCUCCACCUCAGGGGACACCAGCCCAUUCACUGGCAGCAUCGAGCUGAGGACCAGCCUUGAUUCCACUGUACAAGGCACAUACCAGGUGACAGUCCAAGCCAAGGACAAUCCUUACAUAGGUCCUGCACUGGAAGCCCAAAUCACCUUGAAUCUCUUCACUGUGGACCAGAGUUACCGUGUGAGGCUGCAGUUUUCCACCACCAAGGACGAUGUGGCUGCCAGUAUGGAGGAGAUUAGAGCGGCUCUUAUCCAGGCAACCAGGACUACUAUGUAUGUUGUGACUAUCCAGAACAUAGACUCUAUGGCUCGGGCACGAGCCUACUCUUACCUCGAUGCCUACUUUGUCUUCCCCAAUGGGACAGCCCUGAUGCUUACUGAGCUGAAUAUGAUGAUCCGGAAAGACCAGGACUCACUGAGGCAGCUGCUGCAGCUGGGGCUGGUGGUGGUGAGCUCCCAGGAAAGCCAGGACUCUGACCAGCAGAAGCAGCUCAUCAGUGUCAUCAUAGGACUGGUAGUGGCGUUGGCGCUGGUCCUAGUGAUCAUGGUUGUGGCCCUUGGGUGUUUGCGGAAGAGCUAUAAUAGGAAGCUUCGAGCUGUGAAGGCUAGCAAGGAGGCCCAAAAGACAGCUGAGGGGGUGACAUCCUCACCUGCUGCUAUCCCUGGGACUAACAUGUACAAGACCGAGCGGGCCAACCCCGUGCUGAACCUUCACCCCGAAGAAUUGGGAGUGGAGUGCCUCUCCUCCUCCAGUGACUUGGACUAUGUCAG
Nannospalax galili (Upper Galilee mountains blind mole rat) is the source of this 875-nucleotide messenger RNA. RefSeq names its product cadherin-related family member 2-like. NCBI's taxonomy places the organism in Eukaryota, Metazoa, Chordata, Mammalia, Rodentia, Spalacidae. Gene Ontology annotation, biological process: homophilic cell-cell adhesion. Gene Ontology annotation, molecular function: calcium ion binding. The record is from RefSeq and is a predicted model, not a curated record. The transcript is spliced from 9 exons. The annotation marks the transcript as partial. Gene Ontology annotation, cellular component: membrane.